AUGUCACAGGAGAACUCGGGUGGCAAUGCGCUCAGCGCGGGUUCGCUCUCGCUGUCAAUGGCCAAGUCUCUGCCGAAGGCCGCACAGCUUAAGAACCCGACGGAGGCUAUAGCUCUUGCUGUUCACGCUGGCAUGCGUGCUGUUGGCUUCAGACUCAUUGGACUUGGAGAGGACGAGCGGAUAGAUGCUGAGGACACUGCGUCACUACCGCCGGCCUGGAACGCGUCCUCAUCCUAUGCCUUUCGCUAUGCGCACGCGCAGUCGGCCAUGGAAUACCUUGUCAAAAUAAACAGGCUUGGAGGCAAAGCAGUCGUGUACGCUCUCGCCAUCGGUGACGACAAAACCACACACUUCGACGUCACAACGAAAGAUUACCUCUCCGAGUCGACCCUCCCUCUCACAAUCUCCGAAGACACAUCGACCGAAGACGCGGCAAAGAAGCUACAAGACCUCUUCAUCUCGGCAGGGCGACUGAACGAUCUCGGUGCACUACUCAACAUAUCCAUCAUCCAGAAGCUGGCGCCAGGACUACACAAGCAAGGCUACGAACAGAGCAACACAGAACGUGAGCGCACACCUGCAGCAAACCAGCCAGGCCCACAAAGAGGCGAGCCUCCCAACCCACGGCAACCACCGAAUGAGCCAGAGCCUGCACGUCCCUAUCCCUUCAACGACCCCCUAGUUGCGCGACCACAACCAGGCCGACCCCUGCCUGAGCCCAUACCCGGUUUUGAAGACGAAUAUGAAGUCAACCGACCGGCACGUGGCGGUCUUCGAGAUGACCGGUAUCCUGUCGGCAUAGGACAUGAUGACCUGUACCCGCAAGGCCUUGGGCCCAACGAUCCACUUCGGCCGCAUCUUGGAGGAGGGCUGCCGCGGCCAGGUGGGGGUUUCGGCGGCGGCAUGCACCCUACCUUCGACGAUCCACUAUUCCGCGGUCCAGGUGGUCAGGGCGGCUAUGAUCCUGCGGCGCCCCCAGGUGCACGAUACGACCCUGUAGGACCUGGUGAUCCACUGAGGGACAACCGCGGAGGAGGUCCAAGGUUUCCUGGUGGAGGAGGCUUCGGCGGUCUCGGUGGACGGCCACCGAAUCCCUUUGGUGGCUUCGGAGAUGGGGACUUUAUCUAG
Cucurbitaria berberidis CBS 394.84 is the source of this 1128-nucleotide messenger RNA. RefSeq lists its product as uncharacterized. The record is from RefSeq and is a predicted model, not a curated record. Gene Ontology annotation, biological process: proteasome-mediated ubiquitin-dependent protein catabolic process. NCBI's taxonomy places the organism in Eukaryota, Fungi, Ascomycota, Dothideomycetes, Pleosporales, Cucurbitariaceae. The transcript has 2 exons. Gene Ontology annotation, molecular function: proteasome binding; endopeptidase inhibitor activity. Bases 1 to 1128 code for a protein of 375 amino acids.